Gordionus sp. m RMFG-2023 is the source of this 4266-nucleotide messenger RNA. RefSeq lists its product as uncharacterized. The transcript is spliced from 11 exons. The record is from RefSeq and is a predicted model, not a curated record. The coding region runs from base 231 to 3479 and encodes 1082 amino acids. NCBI's taxonomy places the organism in Eukaryota, Metazoa, Nematomorpha, Gordioida, Chordodea, Parachordodidae. Gene Ontology annotation, cellular component: plasma membrane; beta-catenin destruction complex; nucleus. Gene Ontology annotation, molecular function: ubiquitin protein ligase binding; molecular adaptor activity; protein kinase binding. Gene Ontology annotation, biological process: cell development; positive regulation of proteasomal ubiquitin-dependent protein catabolic process; negative regulation of canonical Wnt signaling pathway.
AAAUAAUUUUAAUAUUAUUUUUUUAUAAUAUAAGCCUGAAUAUUCAUAUGAGAAUAUGAAGAAAGAUAUGCAAACUAUGAGCAUGGGAAAAUGUUUCUUAUUCGAAUCUUAGACUUAUAUUUAUUUAAAUCUAUAUGUAUUCAUAAUUAUUACACAGAAAACAUCAAUCAUUUAUAUCCUAAAAACCACAUGAAACUCCACAAACCUCAUCCUUAUUAUGCCUUCCCCUGAUGCAAUCUCAUUUUCACCAAAAUUUGAUAUAUCAAAAUCAGAAGAAAAUACAAAUUCAUUUUGAAUCGGAUCAACAAUUUUUUACAAGUUCGAAUUUUUUUCCUCCUAUACCUGGCAGGAAAGCGGACAUUUUUUGUACAGAUAGGACGACAUCUUUAGUAGCUUCACAAGGAAACUCCCAUUCCAACCAGGACAGGAAAAUGGCCAGUUCCGGUUCUAACAUGCCCACUGAUGACCUGAUGGAAAUGGCUCGUUCCCAGCUCCUUUCCCUCACCAAUCAUAUCCAAUACCAGCAAAGCCAGAUCUCUCCUCAAACAAAUACGGAUUGCACCCGUUACCCGAACCCUAUCAACAAUUCUCUCCUUAAUCCAGAAAAUUCCUCGAAUAAUAUUGACUCAGCCUUCCCAAAUGAAUCUGAUAGGAUAAGCUUAGAGGCCCUCAAAUGGGCCAAAGGACUGGACAACCUGCUUAGAGACGAAGAAGGCGUCAGGUCUUUUACCAGGUACCUCAGACAAGAGGGAAUAUCGGAUUAUUCACUCAUGUUUGUUUUCGCUUGCAGGGGACUCAAAAAACGUAAUAACUCGAUUCCUAGUGGCGCCAUAUUAUUACAAAAUUCUAGUAUUAAUAAUCACAAUGAAUCUUGCAACGAAAAUAAUUGCGAAAAUAAUCCCGUGACAACUGUUGCUACCAAUAGCAGUGGUAAUCAGUCGGAAUUAAAUUUACUCAGAAGAAGGGUCAAGGCUAUUUAUAGGAGCUUUUUGAGAUCAUCUGCCCCAGGUAUCGACAAAGACCUUUUACCCAUAACCUCUGAUUGUCGAAAACAUAUCAGAGACAAAAUCAAUCGCCACUUCUACGUCAGCAAUAACGGUACCAAUAACCAAAAUUCUUCUAAAAUCAAUAAUAGCCUAGGUGAUCAUAAUCAGCCUCCCAUUAACCCCCAAAAUAACCUAUCGAGAAGUUAUAGCCCGAUCAUAGCAGAUGAUGUAUUCGACGAAGCUUUGGAUCAAGUCGAAUCACACAUUGCUCGAACUUCCUACCUUGCUUUUCUAAAAAGCGAUCACUACCUCUCCAAACUGAGGGGCGAGGAGGAAAAUAGCGAGAAUUCCCAACAUCAUCAUCAAUAUCAAUUCCAAUCGAUUGGAGAUUUUGCUACGGCCAAUCAAAAUCAGUUAUCAUCGAUAUGCAGUGAUCACAAAAUUACCGAUACAUCUUGCUGUGCCAAUUAUCAAUUGCCCACUUUGCACGAGGAUUCGGAACUCGAUUUACCGCCCACUUUUUUCAAAAGUCAUCCGCAAAAUACUGAAUCCUCUACCAAGCAUCAGACAAUAUCGAACAGAGGUUAUUCAAUCGCAAAUCCAAACGAAAAUUUCAUAAGUACGCGUUCCAAAACCCAUUACAACCCGUCUUAUUCCACGAACGUGGUUCCCUCGGCUUACAUGCCUGAUAGUGGUUCUGACUUUUUGAGUACAAGCGAAACAUCUGGUUCAGAAAUAUCCUUUGCUCGGCUAAAUAGAAACACCAAUACUACUAAUAAUAAAAAAAAUUGCGAAAGUUUAGAAAACGAAUCAAGGAAAAAUAACUCCUGUAUUAAUCACGACGAUUAUAGAAGCAAUUCAAACAAAUCAGGAAUUCCCAAACCUUCUUCCAACCUUAAAAACAAAUGUUGUGACUUCAAAAAUGAGUCAAUUGAACAUCACACGAAUUGUAACAAUUUACAAACGAGUAAUUCUAAACAUACGCAUUCUCAUAAAGCUAGCACUGGGUCAGCCAAUUUCUCCGACAGGGCUAUCAAAGAAAUGGCUCUCAAAAACUCCUUAGACCCUGAUCCCUUGACUUUUAUACCAAAAAUGACCCAACCUGCCAACACCAUGCCUCCAUCAGACCCCAAAGUUUUUGCUGCCCUGCUCACUUCCAAGCUGAAUUUUCUCAUCAAAGACAGCGAGAAGACUUGCAAACUAGAACGUUCCCUCAAACGGCUACAACUCUGUCCUAGCACGGAGGUUCACACUAUAGGAACAGUCCCAGCUGAGUUUUGCAGAAUCGCUGAGGAUCCUAAUAACAAGACAGACGAAACAAGCCAAUCUAUAUUGGAUGACCACGUAUCAAGGGUAUGGAAGGACGAUAAUUCACCACCCCUCUCUCAUAAGGCCAUUAACAACAAAAUUAAAAAUUGGCUUUCUCACACUCAUCAAUAUACCUCAAAUGACACGGAUAUCCCAAUAAAUAAUCAAUAUUUGUCUCCUUUAAUAAACGCAAAUGCAUCGACUAAUGCCACGAACAAUGCCCUCAAUAUUGCCAAUGUUAAAUCGUGUGCACAAAAUGCCUCCCAACAAGUUAAUAUAAUGUCGACACCUCAACAAAAUCGUCCCGUGGUUUAUAACCUUCAGAAAUCCAUCCUCUUAAAUACUAGCUAUAAUAAUGCCCCUUUGCAAAAUUCUCUCAACUCUAGCUUAAAUUCCGGCAAUUUAAAUAAGUCCAAUAAUUUAAUAUCGAGGUUAAAUAAUAACAAUUUCCUCAAGAGAAGUAGUAGCACUAGCAGUGGUAUAAGUAGCUUAAUGGGAGGCAACAAUUCAGCAUGUUCCUUUAAUUAUCCUUUACCAGGAAAGAUUUCAUCUCGAAAUAAUAACCAAUCGGUUACAAAUACCAACAACGAUAAAUCCCAUAUUUAUUCUGAGGGAGAUGGUAGCGAUUUUGCCAUGCCACUCAAUGCUUAUCACAAUCGAAACUCGUAUCUUCUUAAAAUGAACAGUAGUGAUAUGUGCCAUAAUCCUAAUACUAUGACCGAUUCAAACGGUUCGAAUAAUAACAUUGCGAAUAGCAAAAAUUAUAUUUUAAGAAACGAUCACAAUCUGAGCGAUUGUUACUACGAAUCUAGCUCUGCAUUUGCUUCAGAGAUGGAAGAGGAGAAUUCGGUUGUUGCCUACAAUAAUAACCAGAAAAUCUCAAAUAGCAAUCAAAACCUUAUAAACAAUUAUGAUAAUCUAAAAGAAACUAACAGCAAAAAAACAGUGAUAGGCUAUUACUUUUGUAACGAGCCAGUUCCUUAUAGGACCAAAAUAUCUGGUGCGGAUGUAACCUUAAAGCAAUUCAAAGCUCUUCUCAGCAAAAAGGGGAAUUAUAGAUACUAUUUCAAGAAAUCUAGUGACGAAUUUCACACUGGUGUCAUAAACGAAGAAAUAUCAGACGAAGAACAAAUUUUACCAUUAUGGGAAGGCAAGAUUUUUGCUAAAGUUGAAUCACUCGAAUGAUUUUCUAACCAUCAUGAUGAGGAUUGCGAUGAAUCACUCGAAUGAUUUUCUAACCAUCAUGAUGAGGAUUGCGAAAAUUAGAAGAGAUAAUUUUCAAGCCUCGUGAUAGAAAAAUUAAGGAAUUUUUAAAGAAAUAUUACCAAAUAAAUUACAUUACCUUAACCUUAUAAAAUAUUUGAAAAAACUCAGUUAUUUUUUUUUGAAUUUUAAUAAAUUAUAAUCUUUUUUAUGUAUCUUAAUGAAAAAAAAAUUACGACAGUCAAAAUUUUUUUGUAUUUUUUAUAUCAUCAACAUGACACUAGAAUCCUAACAAACAGUUUUACAAAUUACGAUAUAAAAGAAUACUUUAUAAAUUUGUAAUUAUUGUAACUUAUAUUUUUUAUAAUGCAAAUUUUUUCAUAAAUUACAACAUUUUGUAAAAUAGUGAUAUCGGUGUUUAAAUUUUUGAUUCUCAAACACCUGUAUAUUAUUUUUUAAAUUUUAUAAAAAAAUAUAUGGUAAUUCUUAUAACAGACACUUAAUUGUGUUAUAAAACUAUUGUUUAAUGUGAACAAACAAUUAUUGAUAAAAAAAUUCCACCGCAUUACAUAAACAUACUAUAUAUUAUUUAAAAUAAAAUGAACCACACACUACACACACAUUUUUUAUAUUAUAUUUAUACACUAUAAUAUGUAUAUUAAUUUAUUUGAGUUGCCAAAUGAAACUCUUCAUUACUUUAUUUUAUCAAUCUUUUAUAUAAAUAAAUAUGAUGAUAAUAUUCCGAAUAAUAAAUUUUAUUUAAGAAAAA